AUGGGAGACGAGGUGCUGGAGCUGUACUCCGACAACUUACACAAGAUCUUCUCUCACUAUGCUCGUGGUGACACCAUGGAUGCCUCUUGCUUCAUGGAGUGCAUGGCGGCCUGCAGCAUCACGCCGGAGCCAUUGGCCCUCGACGCUGUGUCAAGAAUUUUCAAGUCGGGGGCACGAGGGUCCCAUGCACUUGAGUUUCAAGAUUUUCUCGAGUGCCUGGAGAGAUGCUCACUGAUGGGGUUCCUUCAAGACCCUGAGACUCAGGAAGAAGUGAGCUAUGACGAGGCCAUGGUGUUCCUGCUACGACGAAUCGACAGGUCCAGGGUGUACAAGACGAUAGAUCCUAGUGGGAAGUUCCUCCUGCCCGAGCAUGCGGUGGGACACGAGAGCGAAGGUUCUGACAGUGUUGAGGAAGAGAAGAAGGAGAAAUCCUCCGAUCAACAGCAGAAUGAUGAACUCUCUGCUGAAGAAACUGACCGCCUUCUGCGAUCCCUGUUUCAUUAUUACUGCCUGGAGGGCAAGCAAUCAAGCAAGCAGCAGAUGGUAGCAGGGAAGUUCUACAAGUUUGUUCGUGAAUGCAAGCUCAUGGACUCCCGAGUGGAUCAAGAAGCUGCAGGAAAGAUUUACAAGCAGGUGAUGAAGAUCUCGUCUUCGGGGGUCAACUACAUAGCAUACAGCGACUUUGUGGAGGCUCUUGCGCUGCUGGCCAACUUGAAGUAUGACAAUGUCGGAUCUCCCUUAGAAGUCUUCACGCGAUUGGUCAACGAUCACCUCAAGCACAACCUUCCUGAAGCUGUCAAGAAGCAAAUGGAGCUGCCGAUAGAAAUCCAAGAUGAGAUCAAAGAAAGUCAGCAGAAAGCCGAGGAGGCUGAAGUAAUGGUAAGAGCGAAUGAGCAGCCUUCGAUCAAUAAGACUGGAGGAGGCGGCUUGAAAUCAUCAGCGAAACCCCCGCCGUCAUCAACAACGGGCGGGAAUGUGUCCGAUGUUUUAGGGUUUGAAGUAGACUUGUCGGGGUCGGAUUUCUCAGAUGAAAGUCAAGAAGAAGACGCCGAAGCACAUGUGAAGCCUGACGCCAAAGAGGCGGAUUCAGACGUCCAUCAAGAUUCCUCGUCCGAGAAGGAACAGGAAACGCAAGAAAUGACUGAAGGCAACGAGAAAAGAAUCCGAGAAGAAGAGGGAGACGUAACAGCGGGGAAUCAACAAGAAGUGACAGCUGAAGGUCAUCAUCAUCAGCACCACCACCACCACCACGAGCAGCAGCAGCAGCAGCAGCAGCAGCAGCAGCAGCAUCAGUAUCAUCAAGUGACAAAACAUGCACUUCUUGAAGAGGCCCAGGAGGGGGAGGAGGGUGGGGAGGAGAAAGUUGAGCAAGAGGAAGUUGAAAGGCGGCAUGCUACUUCCGUUGAAGCUGCUUCAGAAGACGAGAAACCUGGCGGCCAGGGGACAGAUGACAUGCAACAAGAUUUUAUGCCAAGGGGGGAGGAUGGACGUGUUGAGGGAACGUCGAGCAGGGUGAGCAAGCAGACUAUCUGGGAUGAUUCAGAGGAGGAGGAGGAGGAGGAGGAGAAACAUUCCCAUGAGCGAUACAAGGAGCAUGAACCAAAGAUUGACACUCAUUCACAACCUCUUCAUAGAUUCGACUUGAGCAGCGAUGAUGAAGGAUCUCCUUCAGCCAAGAAAGAACGAUCACUUGUACGUCAGAGGGUUGCAGAUUAUGAAUUUCACAAAGCACAACAACACCCACCUUCCAAUGGAGUGCAGACUCCCAAACCGUCGCACCCAACCAAACAUGAGGAGGAUUGGGCCUUUGAAACGUCAACUCACAACCACCAUGAUAACAAGAAUCUUCAUUUCACCGAACAGAUGGAGCGAAGUCAACGGCAGAGCGAGAUGCGGAGAUCGACCGAUCACAUGCCCCAUGGGCGUGUGAAGAGCGAAGAGAAACAGAAGAAGCCAUUGUCAAAACAACAGCUAUACAAUGAAAUCAUGAAGAGCAUCGAUCCCCAAAGGAGCGGAAGGAAAGUGAAGAAGAGACGAGAAGAGCCUGAGGUGCAAGUGCGGAGAUCGAUCGAAACUGUUCAUCCACAGUCGACGAGCCGGGCACCCGCCCCAUCCCACCUAGAUGCGAGUGGGAGCAGCUCCCGAGCGGCUCCGAGAGUCUCAGAAGCUCCUCGGACGGCGAGCGCGAAGAAGAGCUCGAGCUCCAAGAGCACGGCCUCGCAAGAGCAACCGACGUUCCAGGAUGACCUACAGAAGAUGUUGCACUCGAGCAAUGCGCUGUUGAAAUCUUUGCAAAGUGAGAUUGACAACCUCAAGAGUGAGAACACGUCGUUGAGCUCAAAAGUGACGACGCUGAACGAGACUGUGAAGGAGAAGAGGAUGAACGAGAAAAGAUUGCAGGAGCAACUCGAUAUCGUCUCCAAGUCUCUAGAGGAAUCCAACAGGAGCAAGUUGGUCACUUCCCGCUACUCCCCCAACCAGUCGGCCGCUGCAAGGAGGACGCCGUCCCCUGGACUGAGAGGCUCCGCGUCUCCUACCAUGGGGAAGGAUACUAACCAGAGCAAGGGGCGUUCUUCCUCCGCUGGUCGUCUCAACAAUUCAGCCCGAGAUCAGCGAUCAGUCUCUCCUGCUGCUCGCCAGCGCUACCGCGCUCCUUCCCCUCGUCCUCGUGCGGAGAACUUUGUUCCUCGCUACAAGUGCGUGCGAGAUUUGAAGAUUUCUGUCGGCCUUUCAACGUUGUCGUUGAGUAAUCAGUACAUCACAAGUCUAGAGGGUCUUGGUGUCCAUCGAGGAUUGAAGACGCUCUUUCUACAGCCAAACCUCAAGGAACUUCACCUAGAGAACAACAAGUUGACGUCACUUCGAGGGCUGCAGCCGCAGCCUGCCUUGGAGAAGAUCUGGGUAGUAGGAAAUCCUGUCUGCGAGAACAAGUUUAUCAAUGCAAUGUGCUUGAUGGCGAUCGGAAGUUCUCUCCUGCGAAUAGAUGAUUCCGGCAUCGUCCCGAAAAUGCGCGAACUUGCUAUGUGA
Messenger RNA from Guillardia theta CCMP2712, 3027 nucleotides. RefSeq lists its product as hypothetical. Gene Ontology annotation, biological process: microtubule polymerization. The record is from RefSeq and is a predicted model, not a curated record. The coding region runs from base 1 to 3027 and encodes 1008 amino acids. Gene Ontology annotation, molecular function: tubulin binding. The transcript is spliced from 16 exons. NCBI's taxonomy places the organism in Eukaryota, Cryptophyceae, Pyrenomonadales, Geminigeraceae.